Messenger RNA from Aplosporella prunicola CBS 121167, 1783 nucleotides. RefSeq lists its product as uncharacterized. The transcript is spliced from 2 exons. NCBI's taxonomy places the organism in Eukaryota, Fungi, Ascomycota, Dothideomycetes, Botryosphaeriales, Aplosporellaceae. Bases 1 to 1668 code for a protein of 555 amino acids. The record is from RefSeq and is a predicted model, not a curated record.
AUGGAGACCCUUCCCCAAGAACUCUUUGACACCAUCGUCUCCCUCGUCUGCGAACUUGAGGAAUCUCAACGACUACCAUCUCUCGCAACCGUGUCUAGGCGAUGGCAGCAUUUCAUCGAGAGUCGCACUUUCCGCGCAUUGCAGCUGGACAGCAGUCAGCUACCCGAACUUGGUAGCCGUUUCUCCGGGCUGCUUGGUCAUCGCGCUGCCGUCGUGACUGAGAUCACUUGCGAUAUGGUGCUCCCUUCUUGUGGCGACGACGAAGUGCAUGAGCGAGAGACAGAGCAAGAUGUCUGGAAUUAUAGCAGAGCAAUAUCGCGGCAGCUGCAUGAUAUCUUCGGCUUUCUCCUCAUCUUAGAAAAGGCACGGAGCCAUCGCAAGGGCCCUCCUGUUGAGUUAUGUCUAUGGACCGUUAAAGCUCCCACCGACAUGGACCUCCAGAAGCAAGACCCGGACCGAUUUCAUGACGAAGAACACACGGACGGGUGGCAACAGAGGGGCUGCGCUGACUGGUACUGGAGUAGGAGGUGGCGGUACUCCGUCCACGAGCUACUGGCCAAAGAAGCUGAAGCCCUACCUACGAUAAGCUGCAUCACGAGAUUCGCAGUUUAUAAUGGCUCAAAGCAAAGACAGCUUCGUUGCGGAGAUUGGGUACGCAUUGCCAUGAAGUUCCUACAUUUGGAGCACUUGAGACUUGAAUUCCGCGAAUACCGCGCAAACGGAAAGAGUCUAAGAAGAUGUGUAAGAAAAGAUUUCGCUGAUUCCCUACUCGACUUGGCAAAUCGCUACCCGUCUACACUUGAUAAAGUAUCAAUAACGCGAAACUUUUCGGACACAAGAGACGAAGCCAUGCCCCAGAUUGACUACGGCCAUGAUGAUAAUGGCAACGAUACGCUCAGCAAAGCGUUAUGCAGGCUAGGCGAGAAGUGUCCUAGACUGGAGCUCGAGGGUCUCAACAUUGCACCAGAGCUCCUCUGGCCAUCAGCAUGGUCAAACAUCAAAACAGUCGAUAUCGAAUUUGACCCGAUCGCGCCUAACGGGGAGUGGUACUUUACCACAGCCGACGGGAGCGACAUUCCACCCCCAGAGCCUGAGGCUGAAGAACCCGAGUUUAGCGAUGACGAAGAGCGCGCGCUCUAUGAAGAGUUCAAUCGAAGCUCGCCCACACCUUAUGAGCUCGGCCCUGCACGACCCCCUAGCGAAGCCGAGUCCUGGUGCACCGACGAAGAGGACCCUAACUUCUGCGAGCGCAGGUACCGGGUCCGUCCAUAUAACAGGACAAUCAAUCCGCUGCUGAUCGCCGCAGCCAAAGCUGUGCGCUGCAUGCCGUUGCUCGACUGGUUCUCGAUGCAUACUAGGAAGCAGCUCAAGCCAAUCCCAUCGGACGAUAGGAACAAGCUUGGAGAUGAGCGAAAGUUUGCUGUUACCUUUGUGCCAAAGGGCUCUGGCUUGCCUGGUCUGAGGUAUAGCUGGGAAGACAAGGCGGAGUUGGCAUGGGACGCGCUGCCAGAAGGCGUAUGGAGGCCCGACAAGGAGGUGAGAGAGGAGUGGGCGAAAACGGUUGGCGAGGAGGGAUUGGUGUGUUAUAUCUACGGCGAUAAGUGGGGACGCGGUGGAAGUUUGAGGUGGGAUACCCUAAGCUGUGAAGAGUUUCUACAGAAGGAUUAGAGAAAUGGUGGCUUGAAGUUGGCCAUUACAAAAGGGAACAACUAGACAUACUGGAGGAAAUCCAAUACUACGUCGUGUCCUGGAGUUACUCUGAAAAAUGUCCGUAAAACGAAAC